This is a messenger RNA of Symbiodinium necroappetens, 1613 nucleotides long. Lineage: Eukaryota; Dinophyceae; Suessiales; Symbiodiniaceae. The record is from the annotation of a GenBank genome assembly.
AUGGUGGACAGGAAGCUCUGCAACCUUGCAACGGACAAGAAACACCAAGCCGACCGCCACAAGCCUUCUCGGUUUGAAGGCAUGUCUGGACAACUGCCAGACGCAGGGCUUGCCAUCUCACCCUUGGUGCCUGCAUGGUCCUGGCUGCGCAAGAAAUGGCGAUCUGCUCUUCAAAAGCUCUUUCUGGCUCUCGCUGCAGCAGGCCUCUCCAUGCUGGUGUACCAGCGGCUCAGGCGGGCGAUCCGUAUGAGCAGGCUUGUCGACGAACAGCUCGAGAGGUGGACGAAGAAGGGGCCGGCCAAAGAGCCAGUGGUGGAAUGUGAGGUUCCCGUCGAGCAUGGCGCGACAGGGCAGGAUGUCGAUCUGGAUGUUGUGGAGGUCCCUGUGGGCCUUGCCUUUGAGUGCGAGCGAAUCAGGCAGCAGCUACGCCAAAAGUUCGGCUGCGAGUCUGAUGCGGAGAUGGUCGAGGCGCUUCUGGGCCACUUCAAGGAGUGUGAGGGCAUGGUCCCCGAGGAGGAGGCUUUGCUGCAGCUGCCUUGGAUAGACGUUGCUGCUCUGGCGCAACUCACGUAUUGGUACGACCGGCGGCCCCGGGAAACCGAGGAGGUUCAGGACGUUCCAAAGGAGGAGCGAAACCGUGAUGCCAAGUACGGACGGUGGACGAAGAAGAUCGGCCGAGAGAAGGUGAUCUACUCUUCUGUCGGACUCAAAUCACGGGUCCGCACCCGGGGACACCUCGGCGCGAAGGUGUUUCGACGACCGGCCGGUGUAGACGUCACGCGGCUAUCGACUCUCCAGCGUGCGGCAUCUCUGUGCGGUCACGAGCCGCUCCUGUCUCUUGUAGAGUCCACCAUGGACAGCCUGCGGCCGAAGAACGUCGCUCGAAUCGCUUGGUCCGAGGUGGAAAGGCAUAACUCCAAGGAUGACCUGUGGCUGCUCAUUGAUGGGAAGGUCUACGAUGUGACAUCCUUCCUUUCGCUGCAUCCCGGCGGUGGUCAGCUGGUCGUCGAUGCUGCAGCGCAGGAUGCCACCUCCUUGUUCGAGAGGACGCACGGCGAGGGGUUGAGAUGUCUAAGUGAUGACAUCGCUUCAGUUCACAUGGCCCAAGGGAAGGGCAGUUCCUGUCUUCGAUCUUCGCUCUUGGGCGUGUUUGCCUACGUCCUGGGGGUGUUGACUGUUUUUUGCUUUGAUGCCACCCGCGUCUCGCGACGGGAAGGAGAAGGAAGCGUGGAGCCCUUCGAGACCUCAACCACCCAGGCCCUUCGGACCAGCGACGUGUCGGAACAUGGGUCGGAGUUCAGGCCAGGAUCGGAAGCAGAACCGCGAACCACGACAGGCACACCAGUGCUCACUACUGCGACGGCAGGCACCAAGGACAACGAGGACCCACUCCCGUCUCCGGAACUGCUCAAAUCUGCACUGCGCGUGCGACACCCUGGGCCUCACGGACUCAAGUUUAUCCACAUCAGCAAAACAGGUGGGACCUCCAUUGAGCAGUUGGGCAUCAACUUGCCUGAGCAGUUGCGCUGGGGCGCAUGGGACCGUGAAGAGUACGGCUACCAGCACGGGGCGUUCCGGUUCUUUCCGGCGACAAAGCGUGAAAAGUAUGAUUG